AAUUCAUAGCCGGACAAGCCAUAGACAAAGGGAAGAUGGCACAAAAAUAAAACCUUCUACUUGUCUCAUAUUAUGCCAGCAACUUUAAAUGUAGCGAUUUAUGUAAUGGUAUCAUAACUCCUUGACAUACUUGAAAACAUUGUUUAGUUUGUCCUGAAGCCGGAAUUAUACGUUUCAACGAUGGAGGAUCCAACGGUUUCGAAUCUUCAAGCCAAAACGGAAGGUGGGAGGCCUCUGUCAUCAUAUGAAAUAACAUUGCAAAUUCAAAAAGAAUCAACAGAAAAAGCGGAGUUGGUCACAACCGAAAACUCUUCAGCGGCCGAAGAUAAUGAACAACAACCAAUCGAAAAUGGAGAGAUGAAUGCCGAGCAAAAUAAUACUUCGGUCGAACCAGAGGAAAUAGAGAGUGGAGUCGUCGAAUCUACUGCUGUUGAAAAUCCCAUCCCGGAUCCCGUAAAACAAGGGCCGAGAGAGUCUUCUUCAUCUUCGUCGUCAUCUUCGGAGAGUGAAGACGAAUCGGAAAAACAAACAAAUGAUGACGUAAAUAAUGAAGCAGUCCCAGAAAUCGCGCAAAUCAAAAAUGAUGGUGAUGAAGAAAAUGGAGACUGUAAAACCCCGGAAGCGGUACCGGAAAAAUCAGAGCAAGAAGAUAAUAAUGAAAGUGAAGAAGUCGAGAAACUUUCGAAUAAAGUAGAAAUGGAAAUAAAUCAAAAUAUAGGUACUGAAGAAACAGACUCCGAAAUCCCACCACGCGAAAUGGUUUCACCACCAUUACCCCCUCCCCCGGAAGACGUUACUUCAACCUCACCAGUCGACGAAAACGCGAUUCCCUACCCUGAUCAUGUUGAAUUACCACCAGAAUCUUUUCCUCUGCCCGAUGAAGCUCUAAUAUCUCCAGGGGAUGAGUUACCGUCUCCUCCGCCACCCGAAGAAAUUUCGGUACCACCAGAAGAAAUUGAACUUCCUAGCCCUCCUCCUCCGGAGGAUCAAUCUAAUCUUUUCACGGAUCCCAUAGAAGAACAAGAGGGGAAUCUACCCCCACCACCUCAAUCUUUAGAACAAGAAGAUUCUAGGUCAACUCCCGAAAAAACUGAGGUACCGUGUCCUACCGUCCCGCCAAUAGAAACGCAGGUAUUAGAACAAAGCGACAUGCCAUCCCCUCCAAGCAUAGUUGAAGACACGACACUGGACGUUGAAGUAGCCGAGCUGCCACCACCGCCGGCAACAACAGAACAGGAAACAGAAACCGAAGAAAAUAGGGCGGAACAAUCUGAGGAACUCAAUGACGAAAACAAGAGAAAAAGUAGCUCGUCUUCUUCAAGUAGUAGCAGCAGCAGUAGUAGUGACCAAGAAGAAGACCAAAAAGAAGUUGCUGCUGAGACUAGUACGGAUACAGAAACACAAUUGCAAAAAACAAGUCAAAAUAUAGAAACAGGAGAAAAACAAGAAGCUGAACCUGAAAUUAUUGAUAUAAAAGAGAUUGAAACUGCUCAGGGGGAUGAUCCCGAAACAACAAAAAUUCAAAAUGAAGAAAUAACGGACGAACCUCAAAAAACUACAGAACGGGAAAAAGCUGUUGAGGAUGACAAUGAAAAAAUAGAAGAAUCCGAACAACGACCACAGGAAAGUGAACAACUUACAAAAUCAGGCGUAGAUGUGCAGAAAAAUGAACCAGACAAAUCUAAUACGGAAAACGUACCCAAAGCGGAAAAAAAAGACGGUCAUACUAAACCACCUCGAGGAAGCUCUGCAAUUACACCGGAUGUGGAAUUGGCAGAAGUGCCUUUAGAAGAAGCACCUACAAAAUCUACACCGGAGUCUAGAGAAGAAAUUGAAGCACCCGAUAAAGCAAAAAAAGGCUGCUGUGUCAUUUUAUAAAACCAUUUUUUUUUCUAAAAGAUUAUUAAAUAGUAUUACUAAAUGUAGUGUGGUUCUCCGCGUAGAAAUGGCGCAGGAAUUCAGUUUUAUACAUAACAGAAAACCAGUUUGUUUAGUUCUCUAAACCCUUUUCUAUGCCAACGUUUUAUUAGUCAAAAUCUAAAUCAUAUCCAGGUUUUACCAACUAAAAUCAUAUUCUAAACAAUAAAAGAUUGCCAAAUUAUUUAAAAAUGGAUAUUUUCAUCUAAGAUUUUGAUGAAAAAAUAAAUCAGUUCCGCUUAGCAUAUUGAACACAAUUGAUCCAAUGUGUUUCCAUUCUUUGUUAGAUAACUGACAUGAUAUAACAAUUUGAAAAUGUUCAACUGGAUGGUCGUCUCAAAAUGUAUGUAAAGUAUGUAUACUUUACAGUGUUGGAUAAUAACUCGUUGGCUUGUCUAUCUGUUGCUAGGUAUUGUGUUAUUGUGACGAAGAAACACUAAAGAAUUUUCGUAAUUUUUACGAUUUGUGACAGUUUCUAUGACAUUUAGUUCGAUGCAAAUUUCAAAUAACAAAUUCAUGGAAUACCCAUGUUUGGUCUACUCGCUUUUUACAGGCGACAACGCAGUUAGUUAUUAAGCAAAUGACCAAUUGACGUUUUCAUUUAUUUGUAUAAAGUUUCACAUUUUACCACUGAAAAUGAAUUUAAUUCUAUAAAACGGCAUGAUUAACGUCAUGAUAACGGUUCUACAUUUUACACCAGUCGGUUGCAAACCCCAAAUUGGAGCCACUACAUGGAUAUAAAUGUAAUAAAAUUUUGUUUUUAAAACUAUUUGUUUCGAUUUGAAAAUAUUUAAAAAUUCGAUUUAAUAAUGUGAUCCAUCCUUUAAUCAAUAGUUAUUGUCGGAUUUCAAUGGCUUUAGUGUUUAAAAUAGCAAACAUGUUUCGCGACUCGACAACAUGGUAAUGAAGAGACUCGAUUUUUUACAACUUUUAGUAACGCACGUUAUACAUACUUUUUCCAUUGUUUUUGGUCAUGUGAUAAGAAAUCGAUACUUCUUGUUCUUGUCUGUCUUAUCAGAAUUUUAUGAAAUUAACGUUUUUUUUUCACGACACAACUUCAGUCAUUGUCUGUUUUUGUUUUUAAAGUGAAAUAAAAGCAGCGGUGUUUUUCA
This is a messenger RNA of Styela clava, 3029 nucleotides long. RefSeq lists its product as uncharacterized. Lineage: Eukaryota; Metazoa; Chordata; Ascidiacea; Stolidobranchia; Styelidae. The record is from RefSeq and is a predicted model, not a curated record.